Molecule: messenger RNA, 5767 nt
Organism: Marmota monax (woodchuck)
Lineage: Eukaryota; Metazoa; Chordata; Mammalia; Rodentia; Sciuridae
Gene: Ndst4
Product: N-deacetylase and N-sulfotransferase 4
Exons: 14
Coding region: 434-3052 (872 amino acids)
Cellular component (GO): Golgi apparatus
Molecular function (GO): deacetylase activity; heparan sulfate N-sulfotransferase activity
Source: RefSeq, a predicted model, not a curated record
AUAAGACACUAGGUAAGAGAUGGAAACAAAGCAGACUAUGUCUUUGGCAUUCCGAUGUCCUUUACCAUUUUUUAUCUCAGAUAUGGAAUAUAAGUAAACACUGCUGGUGUAUCACCUUUUAUGAUCCAGUCUUCUGUACCUCUAAUAGCCAUUUUUUUUAAGGAAGGAGAAAUAAAAAAUUUGAAUGAUAAUGCUUAGAGGAUUCUGCAGCAAUUCUUGGUAUUGGACAUAUUCAAAAUCCCUUCAACUUUUGCUCUCCUGCUUCACUGCCUUCCAGCUUUAACUCAUUUUUGAUCCCUUCAAAUAUUUUACAUGAUUUGCAAUGGUUACAUGAACUUUUGGGAAGUGGUAUUUGCACCAUCUCAUACCUUAUUUACUAUGGCAAUUUAAGGAAAAGAAGUUGGAAAAAGUUUCCAAAGCAUUAUUUUAAAAAAUGAAUCUCAUUGUGAAGCUUCGGAGAAGUUUUCGAACACUGAUUGUUCUCUUAGCUACCUUCUGCUUGGUGAGCAUUGUCAUUUCUGCCUAUUUCCUCUACUCUGGCUACAAGCAGGAAAUGGCCCUUAUUGAAACCACUGCAGAAGCAGAAUGUGCUGACAUCAAAAUUCUACCUUAUCGGUCAAUGGAGCUGAAAACAGUGAAACCUAUCGAUACAUCCAAAACUGACCCUACCAUCCUCCUCUUUGUGGAGAGCCAGUACUCUCAACUCGGUCAAGAUAUCAUAGCUAUCUUGGAGUCCAGCCGAUUUCAGUACCACAUGGUCAUUGCCCCUGGCAAGGGAGAUAUACCUCCCCUUACAGACAGUGGCAAAGGGAAGUACACAUUAGUUAUUUAUGAAAAUAUCCUGAAGUAUGUUAGCAUGGACUCAUGGAACCGAGAGCUUUUAGAAAAAUACUGUGUGGAAUACAGUGUUAGUAUAAUCGGUUUUCAUAAAGCCAAUGAGAACAUCUUGCCAAGUACACAAUUGAAAGGCUUUCCACUAAACCUCUUCAAUAAUCUAGCUCUGAAGGACUGUUUUGUCAAUCCUCAGUCUCCUUUGCUGCAUAUUACCAAAGCCCCCAAGGUUGGGAAAGGUCCUCUUCCUGGGGAAGACUGGACUGUUUUCCAAUAUAAUCAUUCAACCUACCAGCCUGUCCUUUUAACUGAAUUACAGACGGAAAAAUCCCCAUCACCCUUGUCUAGCAAAAUACUCUAUGCGACUGUAAUUCAGGACCUAGGUCUUCAUGAUGGAAUUCAGCGAGUUCUUUUUGGCAACAAUUUGAACUUUUGGUUACACAAGCUCAUCUUCAUAGAUGCCAUCUCCUUCUUGUCAGGGAAGAGGCUGACAUUGUCCUUGGAUAGGUACAUCCUUGUGGACAUUGAUGACAUCUUUGUUGGGAAGGAGGGAACAAGGAUGAAUGUCAAAGAUGUAAAGGCAUUACUAGAGACUCAAAAUUUACUGCGCACUCAGGUUGCAAAUUUUACCUUCAACCUUGGAUUUUCAGGGAAGUUUUACCAUACAGGAACUGAAGAGGAAGAUGAAGGAGAUGAUCUUCUGCUGAGGUCUGUGGAUGAGUUCUGGUGGUUUCCACACAUGUGGAGCCACAUGCAGCCACACCUCUUCCACAAUGAGUCAUCUUUAGUUGAGCAAAUGAUUCUCAAUAAGGAAUUUGCACUGGAACAUGGCAUACCGAUCAACAUGGGUUAUGCUGUGGCCCCACAUCACUCAGGGGUCUACCCAGUUCAUAUUCAGCUAUAUACGGCUUGGAAGAAGGUCUGGGGUAUUCAGGUCACCAGCACUGAAGAAUAUCCACAUUUGAAACCUGCACGGUACAGAAAGGGCUUCAUUCACAAUAGCAUCAUGGUUCUCCCUCGACAGACCUGUGGGUUAUUCACCCACACUAUUUUCUACAAAGAAUAUCCAGGAGGACCCCAAGAAUUGGAUAAAAGUAUCAGAGGAGGUGAACUUUUCCUCACAAUCCUUCUAAAUCCGAUCAGUAUUUUCAUGACCCAUUUAUCUAACUAUGGAAAUGAUCGUCUGGGGUUGUAUACCUUUGUGAACUUGGCCAACUUCGUGCACAGCUGGACCAACCUGAAGCUGCAAACUCUGCCUCCAGUGCAACUGGCUCACAAGUACUUUGAGCUCUUUCCUGAGCAAAAAGACCCUCUCUGGCAGAAUCCAUGUGAUGAUAAACGACAUAAGGACAUCUGGUCUAGGGAGAAAACUUGUGACCACUUACCAAAAUUCCUUGUGAUUGGGCCUCAAAAAACAGGAACAACUGCACUUUAUUUAUUUCUUCUUAUGCACCCUUCUAUCAUCAGCAAUCUCCCUAGCCCCAAAACAUUUGAAGAAGUUCAAUUUUUUAAUGGAAACAAUUAUCACAAGGGAAUUGACUGGUAUAUGGACUUUUUUCCUACUCCAUCUAACAUUACAAGUGAUUUUCUAUUUGAAAAGAGUGCUAAUUAUUUCCAUUCAGAAGAUGCUCCCAAGCGAGCUGCAUCUCUAGUCCCCAAAGCCAAGAUCAUCACAAUCCUCAUCGACCCUUCAGACAGGGCAUACUCUUGGUACCAGCACCAACGAUCACAUGAAGAUCCAGCUGCCCUGAGAUUUAAUUUCUAUGAAGUUAUUACAACAGGAUAUUGGGCCCCAUCUGACUUAAAAACUUUGCAGAGGAGAUGCCUAGUACCUGGAUGGUAUGCUGUCCACAUAGAAAGAUGGCUAACUUACUUUGCAACUUCUCAGUUGCUAAUUAUUGAUGGACAGCAGCUGAGAUCUGACCCAGCUACUGUGAUGGAUGAAGUCCAGAAGUUUCUGGGAGUUACACCUCAUUACAAUUACUCUGAAGCACUAACGUUUGAUCCCCAGAAGGGCUUUUGGUGUCAACUACUGGAAGGAGGAAAGACCAAAUGCCUUGGAAAAAGCAAAGGCCGAAAAUAUCCACCCAUGGAUCCAGAGUCUAGAACUUUCCUCUCUAAUUACUACCGAGAUCAUAAUGUGGAACUGUCCAAAUUGCUACAUAGACUGGGGCAGCCUCUGCCAUCGUGGCUAAGACAGGAGCUACAGAAAGUGAGAUAGCACUGGAGACAAGAAUCAUGCCUCUCAAGAUAUUUACUUUACUAUUAAGUAGAAAAAACAAGCCCCACAACUUUUACCCCUUGUUGCAUUUGUGAUUGUCAACAGAGGACUAUAUGAAUAAAUUUCCUUCGAUCUUUUUCAUAAAAUGAAAACUGUUAUAUAUGCACGUAUUGGCAGUUACUAGCACCAAUCCCUAUGUAAGCUCUUCAGAAAAAAAAUUGUGGGGUUUUGUAGUAUUACCAGUUUCUAGUGUGGGGACUAUCAUACAGCUCAAUUCCUCUGUUAACUAAUUUUCAGAAACUGUGUAUGACUACUAAUGCUGAUUAUAUGCAAAGAACCUAUUAAAAUUUUGAGGAAAAGAUAAGGACUGAGGUGUUUGUAAAUUAGGUUAGUGGUAACCCAAUAGCUGAAUAAAGGGCUAACAUUUUCCCUUAAUUUACAAAUAAUUUGGGUUUUUUUAAAAAGAAAUUAUAAUAUCACACACAUUUAUUUUUGAAUAAUUUUCAUUUACUUUAUUUAGCCCACAUAUAUUUUUCUCUGUUUACUUCCCUUUAUGAAUUUCCUUGACUUCCUAAAGAAGUUGUGAAGUUGUACCCUGCCAUAUUUUUUGUGUCUUUUCAUCUUGUAAAAGGGGCCUAUUUGAAAAGUUCUGUAUUCACAGAUAUCACUGGUUCGUCAACCAGGAGAGACCAUUCUCAGUGAACCUGACAUUGUGGUUCCACUAAAAUCUAUUGGAGAGUUUCAGGGGGGAAUUAAAAAAGGGCGCGGGGGUAACUGUAUAACAUCACUAUUAUGUGAAAGGCCAUCUUGAAAUGGGUCCAGAAAUCUUAGCCUACAGCAUAUUAAUCCAUAUAAUUUCACUUUGACAAUGAUGAAGUAGUUAUAUAUAUUUUUUCACUAUAGAAGAAAAAAUUUUAUUGAUAAUUCUGGAAUGAAAACACCAAGUUGUAUUUGCAGGUAUAGUGAGGCAUUGUGCCUUCUAUAUAGUAUAUGUCAAUCUUUUUAAAGCAUGAAUUUUUCUUAUAUGCCAGUAUAUCUACAAUUGUAGAAGAUUAUGUUUUUAAUGUCUAUUUUAAGAAAGAAAUAUAGUCUAAAACUUACCUCUUCAAGCAUCACUAAUUCUCUAACUUGAACCUAAUUACUCAGUCAUGUCACCCAAAAAUCAAUUUCUAGAAAAGAGGUAAUCUUUCUGUCUUGGAAUUAUAAGGUCCUAUCAUAUUUGGAGGUUAUUAUCAUGCUAGUGGGAUUUUUAUCCCAUUUGUCAAUGAUGAUAUAUUAAGGCUUGGUUAAUCUUUUCCAUGAUACAUGAAGGCAAAAUUUCAACAGAACAGUAAAUCAUACUGACUCUGGUAAUAUUACCCAUCAAUCCAUCCUUCCCCCAGAGUAAUUUUUCAAAGACUGUAAAUAAUACUAAUUUUCCCUAUAAUUUGAGAAAUUAUAUUUGCACUAAUUCAGUAGCAAAAUGAAGGUCUAUGUCUUUGUUUUUCUGUAUUUUGUUUGUUUUAUUUUAAGCAAGCAAAUCAAAUUUGGGCAUUUUAAAAGAGAAUCAGGGUUUUUACAUAUUUUAUUUCAGAAUCCAACUUUGUGUUUAUGUUUCAUUAUGAUUUUUAUCUGUUUUCUUUAGCAAAGAAAGUUCUUGAUCUUUUUUUAUUCAGAAAAAUGUAAGAUUUUUUUUUCAUAGGUACAAGUUGAUAUAAAUGUCAGUGACUUUGGUGGUUCCACUGUUAGAUGAGCAGCUCCAACUCACCUUGUUACUUAGGCAGGUCUGUGCUUCACAGCAUCCUUUAAGAACACUUAAAUAAGAGUAAUUGGGUAUUUCUGACUUUCAAUUAUUUGUAUACUAGCCUCCUCUUGUGUAUAUUCUAAUUCUUUCUUAAGAUUAACUCUUUUUUUGCCCAGUAGAAUAAAAGAGAUAGUGAUAGGAUGGAGGGCAUAUAUUUUUCAAGUGAAAUUGACAAACCUCAGGAUACUCUAGCACAUCAUCAGAUUUUUUAAAAAUGUAGCCCAUUUUCUGAAUUUUCUCCUUGUUUUCUAAAUAAUGCAUACAAUUUAAUUUAUCUAGUUACAAAUAUCUGAAAGCAAAAAUUUCCCAAAUGUGACUGUCCUCUUCUCUCCUGGUUAUUUCAAUCAGUGUGUACAUUUUUCUUAUUAAGUUUGAUAACGAAGACAACAAAAUAUAUUUCAAUUACAUAAUUCAUCUGCGUCUGACAAUAAACUACUUGGGACUCUGGAUUAUAAGAUUUUGUACCACAGUAAAUCAGGAAAAUCUGUAUCUUGUGCUUGGCACAGGGGAACACACCUAUUUUAAGAAAGAAAAGUCUAAAGCUUAUGUCUUCAAACGUCACUAAUUCUCUAACUUGAACCCAAUUACUCAGUCAUAUCACCCAAAAAUCAAUUUCUAGAGAAGAGGUAAUCUUUCUGUCUUGAAUUAUAAGGUCCUAUCAUAUUUGGAGGUUAUUAACAUGCUAGUAGAUAUUACAUCGUGGUAGUAGACCUGUUUCAACUAUUCACUCUGGAGGUUGAGACAGGAGGAUCCCUUGUCCUGAGGAGUUUGAGGCCAGCCUGGGUAACAUAGUGAGUCCCCAUCUCAACAAUAACAACAAUAACAAAAGGAUAUCCUUAUUGAUAUCCAGAAUAAUUGAUUCAAUAUUUAAUAUAUGUAAUUCUUUAAAAAUUUAAAUUAAAUUCUAUUUCCUGGUUGUAAAUGAAGUAAUU